ACCGUAUAAUCGACGAAGUCGGUAUAACCACGGAGCCGAUAUAACCCACGAAACACAUACAGCCGAAGCACUUAUCAAUUAUAAUAAAACUUUGAUGCCUAAACGGAGUAAACGUUCUAGAAAUUGUCAAGCGGCCGUUAAGAAGCGCAAUUCAGUGGACAAUGCUCAUAAUGUUGAAUAUGAUGAACAUGAGUAUAAUCAUAAUGUUGAAUAUGAUGAACAUGAGUAUAAUGAUGGUGCUCAUAAU
Molecule: messenger RNA, 247 nt
Organism: Racocetra fulgida
Lineage: Eukaryota; Fungi; Glomeromycota; Glomeromycetes; Diversisporales; Gigasporaceae
Source: the annotation of a GenBank genome assembly